This is a messenger RNA of Plasmopara halstedii, 2208 nucleotides long. Its product is annotated as c transferase. The record is from RefSeq and is a predicted model, not a curated record. Gene Ontology annotation, molecular function: monoatomic ion transmembrane transporter activity; iron ion binding; L-ascorbic acid binding. Gene Ontology annotation, biological process: monoatomic ion transport; transmembrane transport. Gene Ontology annotation, cellular component: membrane. NCBI's taxonomy places the organism in Eukaryota, Oomycota, Peronosporomycetes, Peronosporales, Peronosporaceae. The transcript has 8 exons. The coding region runs from base 1 to 2208 and encodes 735 amino acids.
AUGGACACGAAAACGUUGCUUAGCACUCUGUCUCCACAGCUACUGGGGCUAGUCGAGGCUUCAUUGGGGUCCAAAGUACCUUCCUCUACAACCUUUAAGCAAUCCACUCAUUCUGAACCAAAAGCUGUGCGUGGAGCAAUGGAUUCAGAACCCUAUGAUCAAAGUGUACGACUUAAUCCCACGGAUCUAUUCACGCUAAGACAUCCUGAUUCUCCUGGCUUUGUGAUCAAGGAGAAUUUCUUAGGAUACCAAAAUGCUGUGGCAGUGCGAGAUGCUUUAAUGGAAUUGACAAAGAAUGAAAAGUUUUGUGAAGCCAAGGUCGGUACAGGUGAGAAUUCGCGCAAUGAUCAGGCUUUAAGAGGCGAUAAAAUCCAUUGGAUACAGACCCCAAGCGACUUAAAGACACCAACAGAGAGUGUGAGUCCGGCAAUUCUACAGUUGCGCAGACAAGUGGAAGCUCUUGUGUAUGGAUUCAAGAUCGUGUCACCAGAGCUUGAUCUACGCAAUGUGGUCUCAACACAAUUCUCAGUAUUUCCAGGAGAUGGUGCUCGAUUUGUCAAGCACGUGGAUACGUAUAGGAACACACAAAAUGAUGAGCGCAAAGCGAUGUCUAAAGACAGUCUUGUACGUCUCGUAACGUGUGUAUAUUAUUUAAACGAUCACUGGCUGCCUGAAGACGGAGGUUAUCUUCGCUUUCAUCUGAAGACCUCACCUUUAUUAUCAGCUUGUCAUUGGGACGUUCCACCAAAACUUGAUACUCUAGUAUUAUUUCGUAGUCUUGAUGUCGAGCAUGAGGUCUUGCCAACGUAUCGCGAGCGCAAAGCUGUGACAAUUUGGUACUAUGGAAAGCCACUUAAAGCAUCUUCUGGCCCAACAAGUAGUGAGUGCCUAUCCAUACCACGUCCACUACCCAGUAUGAACGGUAAGAAGUUUACUUAUGAAAAGCAACCGUCGAUCUUCGUCGCGAUUCCAAGUUAUCGCGACUCAGAGUGUAAACAUACUAUCGAAAAUUUAUUUGCUCGAGCAACGUUUCCAGAACGAAUUUAUGCUGGUAUCUGUUUGCAAACUGACGAUACUGAUGAGACUUUUGCCUAUCUACAAAGCAAGUAUUCAAAUAACAAACUUCGUAUUCAUUGGAUGGACUAUCGUAGUGCUGCGGGUCCGUGCGUCGCUCGUUCGUAUGCACAAAAAUUGUGGCAAGGUGAAGAGUUUUAUCUUCAAAUUGAUAGCCACAUGCGAUUUCGUCCUGGUUGGGAUUGUUUUCUAAUCAACGAAUUGGAAAAAUGCUCUCUAUCAAAACCAAUCUUGACGACGUACCCACUUGGUUACACGUUACCAAACGAGGUGUCAACUGAGUGUCGCCCUACUCUGCUUUGUGCCUCAUCUUUUGAUAGCCAUGGCAUGUUACGCCAAUCCAGUAAAACGCUGACAAGAGUAUUGACCAAACCGUUGUCUUCUCUGUUUUGGGCUGCAGGUUUUGCUUUUUCUUCUGCUCAAGUAAUCGCGGAAGUGCCAUAUGAUGAAAGCUUGCGAUUUUUAUUUUUUGGAGAAGAAUCGUCAAUGGCUGCUAGGCUGUGGACAUCAGGUUGGAACUUUUUCGCUCCUUCGGAAAGUGUAGUAUACCAUCUUUGGAAUCGUGCAUAUCGUCCAGUGUUUCAAGAAUUGGAAUGCGAUGAGACUAAGCGAUCCCGUGCAUUGUCGCUUCAGCAUGUCAAGCAAUUGCUUCAAAUCGAUGUAACAUCCGAAAGUCAUGAAAAAUCACCUUGUGUGGGUACGUACGGAUUAGGAAGUGAGCGAAGCUUUAAAAGCUAUCAGAAACAUAUUGGAAUCGACUUUUUCGCUCGAAAAAUCGAAUGGCGAGCAGAGUGGGGUAAUCUUGAUCCAAUUCAGUUUGACCUGAAAUCUGACACUGAAAGUGAUGUAGCCACACGGCAGACACGAACCACAAACGAACUGAUUUGUCCAUUUGCAAUGGUGAGCGAUAAAAUUCCUCCAUUCUCGCUCGAUAAACCGCGACAUGAUACUACCACGUACGUCGGUCGAUGGCGCAAAUUCGCAGAACUCGUAUCGCCAAAGUGGCUUUUUCUGAGCUCAGAACAGAUUCGACACGCAACUCAGACAUUGGACGAUUUUCGUAGCGGAAAGCUCGAUCGCGGUCAACACAGUGAUGCAGAAUUGUGGAAAUUUCGACAGGGUAUUACUUGCUAA